Messenger RNA from Solea senegalensis (Senegalese sole), 1555 nucleotides. It is a transcript of the gene setd6, whose product is annotated as SET domain containing 6, protein lysine methyltransferase. NCBI's taxonomy places the organism in Eukaryota, Metazoa, Chordata, Actinopteri, Pleuronectiformes, Soleidae. Gene Ontology annotation, molecular function: protein-lysine N-methyltransferase activity; protein binding. Gene Ontology annotation, biological process: peptidyl-lysine monomethylation. Bases 92 to 1474 code for a protein of 460 amino acids. The record is from RefSeq and is a predicted model, not a curated record. The transcript has 9 exons. Gene Ontology annotation, cellular component: nucleus.
ACGGCCUGUGUGUCCCUGCCCGCUUGCCGUAGUUAGCUGUCAGCUAAGUUUAUCAGUAUUUAGUUGUAGUGUUGGCAUCACGUUUACAGAAAUGGCAACGGAAGCAAAACUACUCAAGUUGGAUGACAGUUCAGAGAUCACCCCUCUGGAGGAUUUUCUACAGUGGUGCAACAAAGUCGGGCUUGUGCUCAGCAGUAAGGUUUAUGUGAGUAAAGAGGGAACAGUCGCAGAGUACGGGAUGCUGGCAAAGGACAACAUAGAGUUGGGGGAAGUUUUAUUCACCAUCCCCAGAUCAGCUCUACUUCACCAGGGAACAACCAAGGUUUCUGCUCUCCUGGAGAAAGAGAAGUCAACUCUGGAGAGCUCUUCAGGCUGGGUUCCCCUUCUGUUGGCGCUGCUGUAUGAGUACACAUCCUCACAGUCCCACUGGAGACCCUACCUGUCUCUGUGGACAGACUUCAAGACACUGGAUCAUCCCAUGUUCUGGUCUAAAGAGGAGAGAGACAAACUGCUGAGAGGAACGGGUAUUCCAAAGGCCGUGGACACAGAUCUGGCUAACAUCCGUAAGGAGUACACAGAUGUAGCCCUGCCGUUCAUCAACAAGCAUCCUGACCUCUGGAACCCCAGCACACACACACUGGAGCUGUACACACAGCUGGUGGCCUUCGUCAUGGCCUACAGUUUUCAAGAGCCACAGGCGGAGGAGGACGAGGAAGAUGAAGAUGACGAUGACGAUGAGGACGAGGAAAAGGCCCCUAAUCCACCCAUGAUGGUUCCCAUGGCAGACAUGCUGAACCAUGUGUCACAGCACAAUGCUAAUCUGGAGUUCACACCGGACUGUCUGAAGAUGGUUUGCGUGCGGCACAUUCGUAAAGGCGAGGAGGUGUUUAACACCUACGGCGAAAUGGCCAACUGGCAGCUGCUCCAUAUGUAUGGCUUCAGUGAACCAUAUCCAAGCAACAGCAACGACACAGCUGACAUCCCCAUCACCGACCUCUACGAAGCCUCCAAACAAGGUAUUCAGUCUGAUUUAGAUCGGCAGCUGAUAGAGGAGCAGUGGGAAAUGGUGCAUGAGCUAAUACAAGAGAAAGAAGCCUUUGUCUUUGGUAAACAUGGCUGCCUUACAGACACAGAGCUGCACACUGCACUCAAGGUGCUGUGCCUGUCAAAGCAAGAGUUCUCGGAGUUCAUAGAAAACGAAGGAUGGGAAGAAGUGGAUGAGGACGACGAGGCGAUUUCCUUUUCUUUGUCUAAUGACGGCCUCCCAGAAUUAAAGGCUGCUUGGAAAAGCCUCAUUCACAAAACAAUCCUCCUGACUCUGAAGUCUUACGGAGAUGACGAAGACAGAGACCGUGCUCUCAUAGAGGAUCAGGCAGCACUUUCUAAACUUAGCAGCAGGCAACAGAAAGCACUGCAGGUACGGUUUGGACAGAAGAGCAUCCUGUACAAAUUACUGGAGCUCAUAGGGUCGUGAACUGUGACAGGGACCAUGUCGUUGUUUUUUUACCUCAAGGAAAAAAAGCACUUUGCAAAUAAAUUCUUUCCUGAAGAUGUA